Molecule: messenger RNA, 397 nt
Organism: Theileria parva strain Muguga
Lineage: Eukaryota; Apicomplexa; Aconoidasida; Piroplasmida; Theileriidae
Gene: NAA38
Product: LSM domain protein
Exons: 3
Coding region: 98-382 (94 amino acids)
Biological process (GO): mRNA splicing, via spliceosome
Cellular component (GO): U6 snRNP; precatalytic spliceosome; U4/U6 x U5 tri-snRNP complex
Molecular function (GO): RNA binding
Source: RefSeq, a predicted model, not a curated record
UGUUGACAUUUUUAAUAAUCAUCAUUAUUUAUGUUAUUUUAUUUUUCAUUUUAACUUAAGUUAAUUGACCGCUCAAUGUGCCAUAUUAUAUACUAUAAUGGCCCCUAUUCUGGAGCAAUUUAUUGAAUGUAGUGUGUUUGUUAUAUCGGUAGAUGGUAGAGUGUUUGUCGGUGUAUUGAAGGGCUUUGACCAAUUAACGAAUCUGGUACUUUAUAACUGUUUGGAGCGAGUUUAUCAUCCAGAUGCACCGGUAGAGGAAUUGGAGCUUGGAAUCUACCUGUUACGCGGUGAUAACAUUGUAUUGGUCGGAGAAGUUGAUGUUGACGUUGAUAGAAGCAUGUCUGGUAUUGAAGCUUUACCCAUUAAUCCAGUUAUAUACUAAUUUCUUGUACACAUA